Molecule: messenger RNA, 1357 nt
Organism: Myzus persicae (green peach aphid)
Lineage: Eukaryota; Metazoa; Arthropoda; Insecta; Hemiptera; Aphididae
Gene: Ddrgk1
Product: DDRGK domain-containing protein 1
Exons: 6
Coding region: 409-1257 (282 amino acids)
Source: RefSeq, a predicted model, not a curated record
CCACAAUUAAUAUAAUUAUUUAUUUUUGAAUUACGGCGAAAAAUGGAAAAAAUAUGGUUUAAUAGAACGACAGAACAUUAUACCAUGGAAAUAUUAUCUGUAUAUGUAUUUAUGACGUACCUUUGAUAAGAAUAUCACUAAUAUAGUGAUAUAAUCAUGGCCCGUUGGCAUAAUAACGGGGAAUGGUAAUUGUAAAUUUGUAAAUUAGUUGUAAUUUGUAAUGUUAAAUAAAAAUAACUUGUGAGACUCGUAAGUAAAUGAAAUACAACUGAGUGCGAUAUUACGUCUGUGAUAGUGGUGGUACUAAAAAUUAAGUUAUGAGUUUUAUCUAUCUUAUGAGACUUAACUUGGAAGCGAAGUAAAUCGUUAGUAUUGAAGUAAAUUACUUAUCUUAAUAUUUUUUGUACGAUGGAUCUGUUUGUUUUACUCUCAAUAUUCUCCGCAUCUGUCAUUGUUGGGUUGUUUGGUUUUAUAUUUCGAUAUAAAUUUUUUCAAAGUGCACCUGAGCAUGUUGUACAAGAUGAUCCUGUGGUUAGACCUAGACCAGGAGUUCGCAUGCAAAAUCGUAACACAUUACGUCGAAACAAUCGGAAUGUAGUAGAACCUAGAAAUGAAAAUGCUGAAAUUGAUGACGCUACAGCCGACCCUAGUGUCAUAGUUGCUAUAGAUCCAAAACUAGGAGCUAAAAAACGAGCAAAAUUGGAAGCUAAAGCAGAGAAAAAAGCCAAACGAGAAGCAGAUUUACAGGAACGCGAAGAUCGUAAAAAAAAACAAGAUGCAGAAGAAUCAGAAAGGAAAGCUAAAGAAGAUCACGAAAAGAGACAAGAGCAAGAGCGAUUAGCAUUAGAAAAGAAAAUCGAAGAAGAAAAGGCUAAAAAAGAGCACCUAGAGUACAUACAAUUGAAAGAGACUUUUGGCAUAGAAGAAGAAGGCUAUGAAGAAACAUUAGAGGAUGAAGGAGCUACCUUAACUCAAUUCAUCGAACACAUUAAGGAAAAUAAAGUAAUUGUUUUAGAUGAGCUCGCUUUAAAGUUCAAAUUAAAAACUCAAAUUGUAAUAGAUAGGAUUCAAAGUUUAUUAGAAGAAGGCUCAUUAACUGGUGUAAUUGAUGAUAGAGGAAAGUUUAUAUAUAUAUCACAGUCUGAACUUAAUGCAGUUGCUUCAUUCAUCAUAAAACGUGGAAGAGUAUCAUUGACGGAAUUAGCAGAACACAGCAAUAAUUUGAUUGUUCUUGACAAACCUAUUUCUGCAUCAUAAAAUAUAUAGACAAAUGUAUCUUGGAUAAAAUAUAAGUCUUUAUUUGAAUUGUUAAUUAAAAAAUGUAAUUCAUUAUACAUUUGUGAUUUUUUUUGUAAAA